ACGAGGUCGUGCUGACAAGGUCGCCUACUGAGCUGCACAGUAGGUGAGAGCAAGUCCCGUCACAGAACCUCGCAGGUCGCUGCUCACGCCGCGCCGCACUCUCUCGGCAGCCUUCAAAAUGGUGGUGAUGGACAGCGGGUUGGUACUCUGCGAAGAUCGAAAGGCCAGCCUUUACAAGGAGUACAUGAUGACACCGGAGAGUGUUCAAAAAGAUAUAGAUGCCUUAAAAUUGUGGAUAUUGAAGCAACCUCAUCUACCGGAUAUUUCUCAGUUGGAUCUGGAUAAAUGGCUGGAAGGAAUCCUGUUGCUGACCAAGAACUCAGUGGAGCGUGCCAAACAUUCCAUAGACUCUUACUUCACGGCGAGGACCGCCUGUCCUUCUAUCUUCUACAAAAGGAAUCUGCAGGAUCCUGAGCUCAAGGACAGCUUCAACCAUGUCAAGGUGGCGCUGAUGCCCGGGCUGACGGAGGAAGGACAUCGAGUGCUGCUGAUGAAGAUCGACUCCCCAGACCCUGCCGUGUUCAACCUGGAAGCCCACAUGAAGCGAUGUUCGAUGAUAGUCGACUUCUAUUUGCAACACGGCGUCGACUUCACCGGACUUCACGUGCUGCACGACCUUGAGCACAUCGGCCUGGGCCAUAUAUCCAAGUUCAGCCUGCAGCUCAUGAAGGUUAUGGCUAUCGCAAUGAAGGCGUACCCCUGCCGGAUACCCAAGAUUACGCUGGUUAACACCCCUUACUUUGUGGACAAGGUGUUGGCCCUCUUCCGUCCAUUUAUGUCACCGAAACUCAUGGCCAGGAUAACUUCCUUCAAGGACUCCUCACAAUUACUGAACAUCCUGCCUGCUCAUCUGGUGCCUAUGGAUUAUGGUGGUCUCGCCCCUUCUGUGGACGAGCUCAAUGGUUUUUGGAGGACAAAAAUGGAAGAAAGCGCAGAUUUCUUCGCUCUGUCUGAUUCGCUGAAGACAGAUGAGAGGAAAAGGCUGGGUAAAAAGAAUAUUUCAGAAUCUGAGUUUGGCCCCAACGGAUCCUUCAGACAACUCUCUGUAGAUUGACACAUCACCAUUGAAAAGGAUCUUCAGACAAUCUUCUAUAGAUUGACAAACGACACCAUUAAACGGAUCUUCAGACAACCUUCUAUAGAUUGACAAACGUCACCAUUGACCGGAUCUUCAGACAACUAUCUGUAGACUGACACAUCACCAUUGAACGGAUCUUCAGACAACCUUCUAUAGAUUGACAAACGUCACCAUUGACCGGAUCUUCAGACAACUUUCUGUAGACUGACACAUCACCAUGGAACGGAUCUUCAGACAACUAUCUAUAGAUUGACAAACGUUACCAUUGAACGAAUCUUCAGAUAAACUUCUAUAGAUUGACAAACGUCACCAUUGAACGGAUCUUCAGACAACAUUCUGUAGAUUGACACAUCACCAUUGAAAUGGAUCUUCAGACAACCUUCUAUAGAUUGACAAACGUCACCAUUGAACGGAUCUUCAGACAACUUUCUGUAGAUUGACACAUCACCAUUGAAAAGGAUCUUCAGACAACCUUCUAUAGAUUGACAAACGUCACCAUUGAACGGAUCUUCAGACAACCUUCUGUAGAUUGGCACAUCACCAUUGAAAAGGAUCUUCAGACAACCUUCUAUAGAUUGACAAACGUCCCAUUGAACGGAUCUUCAGACAACCUUCUGUAGAUUGGCACAUCACCAUUAUCAGUUUAGGUCUAGUGUAAUUUAUUUUUUAAUAUAAUUAAAUAUAUUUACCUAUA
Messenger RNA from Homalodisca vitripennis (glassy-winged sharpshooter), 1772 nucleotides. RefSeq names its product retinol-binding protein pinta-like. Lineage: Eukaryota; Metazoa; Arthropoda; Insecta; Hemiptera; Cicadellidae. Gene Ontology annotation, molecular function: phosphatidylinositol bisphosphate binding. Gene Ontology annotation, cellular component: membrane. The transcript is spliced from 7 exons. The coding region runs from base 119 to 1054 and encodes 311 amino acids. The record is from RefSeq and is a predicted model, not a curated record.